Brassica oleracea var. oleracea is the source of this 2089-nucleotide messenger RNA. Its product is annotated as protein ROOT PRIMORDIUM DEFECTIVE 1-like. The transcript has a single exon. Bases 785 to 1963 code for a protein of 392 amino acids. Lineage: Eukaryota; Viridiplantae; Streptophyta; Magnoliopsida; Brassicales; Brassicaceae. Gene Ontology annotation, molecular function: RNA binding. The record is from RefSeq and is a predicted model, not a curated record.
AAAGUAGUGGUUUUAGACCAGUCACUCAAAUUAGUUAUCUAGAAUUUGUCAAAAGUUUCAUAGAGAGCACUAACACCAAUAUAAUAUUUGAAUUUGGAGCAGGGAUGGGAUUCUGAGAGUAGUUAUUCCAAAGAUUUGAGGAUUCAUCGUUCUGGAACCAUAUACAAAACAGUAAAUAAUGUGUAUAAUAUAUGCUGUUUGUGUGGAAGAAGAGAAAGAAAAACAAUAAUUGAUGAAAGAUAUGUAAAAUAGUUUGGUCUUUUAUUUAUCAUAGAUUGCAGACAGGCAUGCUCAGUUGACGGAGUAAGCCAUGUAAACAAUCCAUUAAUAUAAGAACAAAUAAAGCUUGAUUACUAAUUUACUUCUCAUUUUAUUAUGUGUAGAAAUGGAUAGUUUGAAGCUUAGUUUGCAGUUUUUCCAUUACACACAAUAACUUAAAGACACUGUAUAUUAGCGGGAUAGGUCCUCAUACUUGCGGCAAUUUACGAAGUAGCUACUAGAUUUUGUAAAUUUACAAUCUAACAUGUUUAGGCCUUUAUAAUACGAUUUGAACAUUUUGAACCCAAAAACAAUAAGAAGAAAAAAUCGAUUCAGACCACAAGGAUCAUACAAAGAUCGACUCUACAAAUAUCGAAUACGACACGGCAUGUACUUCUGUAGUUUGGUUCGUUAAUAACUGCUAGAAAGUUUUGUUAUUUCGCCAUGCACGCAAGGUGUUCGACGUAAUUCCGAAAAGAGUGUUUUAUAACAACGUUGUGGAACGAAGACAUCUCCUUAAGCCAUUAUGAGGUUUAGCUUCUUCAUGAGAUCACUUCUGCUUCACCCCUGUGGAGGCUCCAUCAUCACCGUCCGAUCAAAAACGACGUCUGGUCAGUACGUGGCUUCAAGAUCAAGAGACCCUGUUUUCGAGAAGCUCAUGGACAAAUACAAGAACCUCCUCAAGGUCAUCGCCAUACAAGACCUCAUCCUCGCCAACCCAACAGCUGAACCUCCUUCCGUAUCCAUCGAGUUUCUCUCCAGGCUCUCCCAGAAGCUCCACCUCAACCGUGGCGCUGCUUCUUUCCUGAGGAAGUACCCUCACAUUUUCCACGUCUUGUAUGAUCCUGUGAAGUCUCAGCCCUUUUGCAGGUUAACUGAUGCAGCCAUGGAGAUUUCUCGCCAAGAGGCUUUGGCUAUCAAUGCUUCUUUGCCUGUUGUUGUUGACAGGUUGGUCAGGCUCCUGUCUAUGUCUAUAUCAAAGUCAGUCCCUCUUCGUGCGGUUUUCAAGGUUUGGAGAGAGCUUGGACUCCCUGAUGACUUUGAGGACUCUGUGAUCUCAAAGAACCCUCAUGUCUUUAAGCUUAGUGAUGGUCAUGAGCCCAAUACACAUAUCUUAGAGCUCGUUCAAGAAGAAGGUAAAGAAAGUCUGAGUUUUGAAGCUGCGGUUGAGAAAUGGAGGGUGGUUGAGUGUUGUGAGGAGGAUUGCAGCGUCGAUAGAACCGAAGUUCAGUUUAGUUUCAAACAUUGCUACCCACCAGGGAUGAGACUGGGGAAGAACUUUAAGGCUAAAGUGAAGGAAUGGCAGAAACUGCCUUACGGUGGUCCCUACGAGGACAUGGUUGGCAAGAAAAAGAACAAGUCCGGUGUGAUGGGAGUUGAGAAAAGAGCGGUUGCGAUUGCUCAUGAGUUCUUGAGUCUGACUGUGGAGAAGAUGGUGGAGGUAGAGAAGAUCAGCCACUUCAGGAAAUGUUUUGGGAUUGAUUUGAACAUAAGGGAUUUGUUCUUGGAUCACCCGGGGAUGUUUUAUAUUUCAACUAAAGGGAAAAGACACACGGUGUUUCUCAGAGAGGCUUACGAGAGAGGACGUUUGAUAGAUCCAAAUCCAGUGUACGAUGCGAGGAGGAAGCUUCUUGAUCUUGUCCUCUUGGGCCGCCAUGCUGCUUUAUCAGAUUCUAGGGAGACAGAUAUGUCUGAAGAAGAAUGAACAUGUUAGUUUCUUUAAUCCUUUUUAGCUUAAGAUAUGCUGUUUUCUGUAUGCUUAUCUUAUCCAGUGAAGUGUAUGAAACACUUGAGAGAUGAGAUCACCAAGAAUCUAAUCAAUCUUGAGCCU